AAAAUGGUGGACGAUUUUUGAUCGAAGAGCAGCGUCAGUAAGCCGUGCCGCCGAAGGUCGUAUUCCUCUGUCUGGACCGAACGCAGGGCCCGGCCCAUCGCAUGCGCUGACUCGAAAACCGUUGGGCCUCAGCGUCGUCGGCUUUACCCUAACGGCAGCAACGGCCUCGCCAGCGAAUUCCACCGCGGAAGGAAGAGACCUCAACCGAACAUGGCUGCUAUCCGGAAAAAGCUAGUGAUAGUCGGCGACGGCGCUUGCGGUAAAACUUGCCUGCUCAUCGUCUUCAGCAAGGACCAAUUCCCGGAGGUUUACGUGCCGACGGUGUUCGAGAAUUAUGUCGCCGACAUUGAGGUGGACGGCAAGCAGGUGGAGCUGGCGCUGUGGGACACUGCGGGUCAGGAGGACUACGACCGGCUGCGCCCGCUGUCGUACCCGGACACAGACGUGAUCCUGAUGUGCUUCAGCAUCGACUCGCCCGACUCCCUGGAGAACAUCCUGGAGAAGUGGCACCCCGAGGUGAAGCACUUCUGCCCCAGCGUCCCCAUAGUCCUGGUCGCCAACAAGAAGGACCUGCGCUCGGACGUCGCCACUGUCAAGGAGCUGGCGAAGAUGAAGCAGGAGCCUGUGAAGAGCGACGAGGGUCGAGCCAUGGCCGACAAGAUCAGCGCCUUUGGCUACCUCGAAUGCUCGGCUAAGACUAAGGAGGGCGUGCGGGAGGUGUUUGAAAUGGCCACCAGGGCGGCGCUCCAGGUCAAGAAGCGGAAGAAGAAGAGGUGCUGUCUCAUGUAACCACCCCCUCUCUCUUCCCUUCUUUCACCCCCCCCCCCCUCUUAUCCCCCUUUCCCCUAGGCAAACAAACAAAAACUCUUUUCCCAUUCUUUUGUCGUCUUUUAGACCCGGCCUUUUUUUUUUCUCUCCCAUUCUCGGCGUGGAAACCUUGGAUCUUUUUUGCCACCCGCUUUCGCAGUGUCAUUGCGGAAGAGUUUGGCCCUCUUUUUCUCUUUUUAUUUCUUUGUUCCCAAGUUGCUUUGAGUUUGGGUUUCCCGCCGUUUUGGAAUAGAAAAGUGAAAAAAAAGAAACGAAAAACGUGGAUGGAUUUUUCCCAAGUUGAUCUUUGGAGCGGCUCUCUGCUUUGGUCGACCUCUCGACGAGUUGCGGUCGUUGGCGGAUCUUCGAGGUCUUCGUCGUAACCCGAAGGGUGGGAAAGAAUGGGGUUUGGGUGGACCUGCUUAAAGUACUCAAGUUGGCGUUGAUGGGUGUAUAUCACUUUUUCUUUUCUUAAUUUCCUCUUUUUUUUUUUCUUCUGUUGUUCGUUUUAGGAGUUUGUUGUCGCUACUUCGGACGACUCACUCGAAACCGACGGUCCCAACUUUUGGCAGUUAGGCGCACGGGGCUUAGCUAUGCUUUCUUAAGCUUGGGCUCCACAUAGGAACAAAAUAAUAAUUAAAGGGAAGAAUGAAAAAAAAAAAAAAAAAGCAGUGUUGUGGUAACAAUUGGCGUGACACACGUCAUUUUUUGUAUCAUAACUCGUGCCUUUUUCACUGCGUCUCCCCCGUGCUGUGUUCGAGCGUCAAAGGCCCCAUAUUUUGCGCCCAAAUCAGCUGGAGUCUUUGAAGCUUGCGCCCCCCAAACACUUGUUCAUUUUUUUUUUCUUUGCGUUUAACGUUCGCGGUUUGCGCGAUAUACUUCCGUUUGCAUGUAAUGUGAUCUUUGAACUAGCAAUGUCUGUAACUGCAACAACCACCACUUGUGAAAGAGAAAAAAAAAGAUGUUAUGUACAUGAAAAGAUGCAUAUUGAGAGGACGCUUCAUUUCGCAUUCUCCUGUGUAACGGCUGUGUAGUUUUCUUUGUGCUAAGUUGUUUUUUUUCCUUUUGUCGAAUAAAGCGUUGUGUAUGAUCUCUUUGGUUGAUAAUAAAUGUUGUCUUAAGCAUGGCCUGUA
Ixodes scapularis (black-legged tick) is the source of this 1940-nucleotide messenger RNA. Its product is annotated as ras-like GTP-binding protein Rho1. Bases 211 to 789 code for a protein of 192 amino acids. Lineage: Eukaryota; Metazoa; Arthropoda; Arachnida; Ixodida; Ixodidae. Gene Ontology annotation, biological process: cell migration; small GTPase-mediated signal transduction. The record is from RefSeq and is a predicted model, not a curated record. Gene Ontology annotation, molecular function: GTPase activity; GTP binding. The transcript is spliced from 3 exons.